CAUCUCUAUUUUCCUCAUUUUUAAUUUUGUUUUAGAAAAUCAUACUCCUCUUUACCUCCCAAAGCAAACGGCUAUUUAUUCUCUCUUCUCCUUCCACCUUUCUCACCACUCUCUCUCUCUCUCCUCUCCCCUUCAACAAUGGCUCUCAUUAAAAACAUCUCCUCUCUCGCAUUACUAUUAUUGAUUGUAUCUCACGCCACCGCCCAAUCUCCCGCCUCUUCCCCCUCUAAAUCCCCGGCUCCAGCCGCCGAUGCCCCCACCAAAGCCGCCAAUUCUCCAACCAAAGCCGCCGAUUCACCUACACCAGCUGCUCCAGCUCCUUCCAAGCCCAAAUCACCGGCUCCAGAAAAAGCUCCAGCUGCAGCUCCAGUAAUCUCAGAAACUCCAUCCGAAGCUCCAUCUCCAGCCGCUAAAACCCCGGCUAAAGCGCCAGCCAAAGCACCGGCUAAGGCACCAGCCAAAGCACCGGCUAAGGCACCAGCCAAAGCACCGGCUAAAGCGCCAGCCAAAGCACCGGCUAAAGCGCCAGCCAAGGCACCGGCUAAAGCGCCUGAGAGUUCGCCGCCAGCUCCACCACCAGAGGCGCCGGCUCCGGUUCCAGAGGCGGCUCCACCAACUACUGUGGAAGCUCCGGCUCCGGCACCUGAGAAGCAUCACGCUCCACCUCCGUACCACUGUAAAUUCAAGAAUAAGAAGCAUUGUAAGAAGCAUCACGCCGCAACACCGGCUCCGGCUCCAGCUGAGCUUCUAAGCCCACCUGCGCCGCCAACUGAGGCUCCUGGACCUAACGGCGGCUUUGACGAUUACGGUCCUGGUCCUUCUGAGGAUGAUACUUCGAGUGGAGAGAUCACAUGGGCAACUAAAUUGGUGGUCAGCUUAGCAUUCGGAUGCGCUGCUAUGCUUCUUUUUUAAAGUUUUCUAAAUAUAGAUUAGUUUCUUCUUUCUCUCACUCGAUCUCUGAUUCUCUUCUUUAUUUUUUGGUGUUGAUGAAUUUUUUAUUCAUUUACAAGCUCAUGUCCAACUAAUAUCACGGGAUCAUAAUUAGACAAAUUGAGCUAUAUACAUUGAUUGUACUAUUACUUUAUUUAUUAUUGAGCUUAUAUUAUACAAUUCCAUUCUAUUCUAUUUA
Molecule: messenger RNA, 1129 nt
Organism: Chenopodium quinoa (quinoa)
Lineage: Eukaryota; Viridiplantae; Streptophyta; Magnoliopsida; Caryophyllales; Amaranthaceae
Product: skin secretory protein xP2-like
Exons: 2
Coding region: 139-912 (257 amino acids)
Cellular component (GO): plasma membrane
Source: RefSeq, a predicted model, not a curated record